AUGGAGCUCAGAGGAGUGUGCGUGCUGCUGGGACUUCUGCUGCUGGUGAAUUGCUCGCUGCAGCAGACUGCAGCCAGGAAGAAGCCGGUGAAAAAAGAAACACCAAAAGAUGCUGCCAUCGAGGAGCUGCAGAAACAGAUCACCGACAUUGUCAAUGAGCUCAACCACCUGAAGGAGCAGCAGGCCCUGCAGACAGUCUGUUUGAAAGGCAUCAAGUUCCAUGGCAAGUGUUUCUUAGCUGACCCCGUGAAGAAGCGCUAUCACACCGCCAGCGAGGACUGCAACGCCAUGGGCGGAGUCCUCAGCACGCCCACAUCCGGAGACGAGAACGACCAGCUCAGAGACUACAUCCGCCAGAGCAUCGGCCCAGACGAGCAGAUCUGGCUGGGCUUCAACGACAUGAUCACCGAGGGCACCUGGACGGACCACACCACCUUCGGCAUCACAUACAAAAACUGGGACACCUUCAACUCCCGGGCCCCUCAGCCGGAUGGCGGCCAGUCCCAGAACUGUGCCAGCCUGUCCGGGGCCGCCGCUGGGAAGUGGUUUGACGAGAACUGUCGUGACGAGAAGGCGUCCGUAUGCCAGUUCAACAUUGUUUGA
Messenger RNA from Limanda limanda (common dab), 603 nucleotides. RefSeq names its product tetranectin-like. The coding region runs from base 1 to 603 and encodes 200 amino acids. The record is from RefSeq and is a predicted model, not a curated record. The transcript has 3 exons. NCBI's taxonomy places the organism in Eukaryota, Metazoa, Chordata, Actinopteri, Pleuronectiformes, Pleuronectidae.